AUGCUUUCAAAUAUCUUCAAAUAUCUACUUGCGGCCAUCUAUAAGGUUCGAAAUCUUGGUGGUUUGCAAAGUACCUUCGUCUGUUCUGGCGUCCUCAUCGACAAGUCCUUCGUCAUAACGGCCGCGCACUGCGUCGUAGGACCCUCCAAGGACUUCACGGUGGUGCUUGGGGAGUACACAGUCGGGGGCGGAACCAGCAUUUUGGAGACACAGGUGACGGGCGUGAGCGACAUCCUCGUCUAUCCAGGUUACGAGCCGACAAACCCGCUGGUCCACGACAUCGCUCUGGUACAGCUGGACCGAGCCAUCGCCCUCGACAACUACCCUCAGAUCGGCUUGGCUUGCCUGCCUUAUCCGGACAUCCUGUACCGGAACACGGGGGCUUGGGACUGCUUCACCGUUGGCUGGAAUGGCAAAGCCGGGGCCCUCCAACGCGUAGAAUCGAGCAUUUUGUCGAAGCGUGAUUGUCGUAUCUACACGCGCGCCUACCACGAGUACCACGACUACAUGAGGAAGACUCCCUACGGCUACGGAACUUCAGGCUACGACAAGGUGCACGGCUACCACUAUGCGACGUAUCAGAAACACCACUACUUCAGUGGAGGCACUCCUGACCUCCUUUGCACCGAGUCUUUUGAAACCAAGGCUUGUGUGAACGACCCCGCGGCCGUGCUGGUGUGCCGCCACGCCGCUCUCCACGCCGACACCUUCUUCGGCUUCGGCAACCGCGGCUACCGCUACCACGCCCACCGCGGCCACAAGAGGACGAACGCGCGCAUCGUCAACGCGUACGGCCGCUACAGGUUCGACAGCGAGAAGUGGUACGUCAUGGGCCUCUCCCACAGCCUCUCGCCUUGUUCCGGUCAAGGACAAGUGAACUACAGAAAGGGAUACGGUUCUCAGAGGAAGGACAUUAGCGUGUUCACUCCCGUGCACGAGUAUCUUCCCUUCCUGCACGCGUAUCUGGAUGCCAAGAUUACGUCUGAGCAAAAGACAACGUAG
Penaeus indicus is the source of this 1002-nucleotide messenger RNA. RefSeq names its product inactive serine protease 45-like. The record is from RefSeq and is a predicted model, not a curated record. Gene Ontology annotation, molecular function: serine-type endopeptidase activity. Gene Ontology annotation, biological process: proteolysis. The transcript is spliced from 8 exons. The coding region runs from base 1 to 1002 and encodes 333 amino acids. Lineage: Eukaryota; Metazoa; Arthropoda; Malacostraca; Decapoda; Penaeidae.